CCUUGUCACUGCCUGGCGUCGCCACCCAGUUCGCUCUAUCCCCCAUGCACGUCCUUCUUCCAGAGCAGAACCAGCCUGGGAAAGCGAGAGGUUUUGGCUUGCAACUGCUGAGCCUGGAAAUGGCGGCCGGGACGACCUGAAGCGAGAAGGGGAGGGCAAAGCAGCUAAGUUCGCACAAAUCGCGCCGCUUGCGCAGCGCCCUCCUGCGCGUCGUGCGCUCUCUCUCUCUGGGGGGUGGGUAGGUUGGGUGUCGACAUGAGGCUGCUCCGGGCGCUGCUGCGAAGCGUGUCCCCGGCCACUGUACCUCAGCAGGUGGAUUUCUAUUGCCGCUUCUCCCCGUCUCCCCUUUCCAUGAAACAGUUCCUCGACUUCGGAUCUGACAAUGCUUGUGAGAAAACUUCAUUUAUGUUUCUGCGACAAGAGUUGCCUGUAAGAUUGGCAAACAUCAUGAAAGAAAUAAGUCUGCUUCCAGACAACCUUCUCAAAACACCUUCAGUUCAGCUUGUCCAGAGUUGGUAUGUUCAAAGUCUUCAGGAGAUCCUUGAUUUUAAAGACAAAAGUGCUGAAGAUUCAAAAGCUGUUUCUCGUUUUACAGAUACUGUGAUAACAAUUCGGAAUCGUCACAAUGAUGUUAUUCCUACCAUGGCUCAGGGUGUGAUAGAGUAUAAGGAUCACUAUGGUGUCGAUCCAGUGACAAGUCAGAAUGUGCAGUAUUUUCUAGACCGUUUCUUCAUGAGCCGCAUUUCAAUCAGAAUGCUUCUUAAUCAGCACACUUUGUUGUUCGGUGGGAAAGUCAAAGUUAACCCAGCUCAUCCAAAACACAUUGGAAGCAUUGACCCUAAGUGCGAUGUUGUUGAAGUUAUAAAAGAUGGCUACGAAAAUGCAAAGAGGCUUUGUGACUUGUAUUACAUGAGCUGUCCAGAACUUGUACUUGAUGAGCGAAAUGUAAAAUCAUCAGGGCAGCCCAUGCAGGUGGUGUAUGUGCCAUCACAUCUCUACUACAUGGUUUUUGAACUUUUCAAGAAUGCAAUGAGGGCUACUAUGGAACAUCGUGCUGAUCGAGGUAUUUACCCUCCAAUUCAUGUCCACGUCACAUUAGGCAAUGAGGAUUUAACUGUGAAGAUGUGUGAUCGUGGUGGUGGUGUUCCUUUGAGGAAAAUAGAUCGCCUGUUUAACUAUAUGUAUUCAACUGCACCACGCCCCCGUGUUGAGACAUCACGAGCAACACCACUGGCUGGAUUUGGUUAUGGCUUACCUAUAUCCCGUCUCUAUGCUCAGUACUUCCAAGGAGAUCUGAAGCUCUAUUCUCUUGAGGGUUAUGGUACAGAUGCUGUUAUCUUCAUAAAGGCUUUAUCAACAGAAUCUAUUGAAAGACUGCCAGUGUAUAACAAAUCAGCUUGGAGACAUUACACAGCAAAUCAUGAAGCAGAUGACUGGUGUGUCCCAAGUAGUGAGCCGAAAGACAUGACUACAUUCCGCAGUAUAUAGCAGUAUGGGACAGAUGUGGCAUGCGGAAGAUAGCCUUAGUACACAGUUUGUGUCAGGAUUGUGUGUGCCUGGGUUACCACAGUACAGCUCUAGUAUUUUGUCUGGGAGAGCAUAUAUUUCCACUAAACAGGAGUCAGAAAACUACGUAUCUUUUCUAGAGUAUUGUGCAGUGUACAUUUGAGAAGUGAAUAUACUAAAUUCAUUUCAAUCAUUUCCUUCAUUAUUCUAGUAAUAAUGGAUCUAGUGCAGCCUUUCCCAACCUUUGGGUCUCCAGAUGUUGCUGGACUACAAUUCCCAUCAUUCCUGACCAUUGGCCAUUUUGGAUGCUGAUGGGAGUUGUAGUCCAACAACAUCUGGGGACCCAAAAGUUAGGAAAGGCUGAUCUAAUGCACAAAUUCUAGAUUGGAUAUAAAAAGGUCAGUGCACAGCUUGUUCAAAUAUUGUACAGUUCAAUUACUAAAUGUUCUAAUGAAAUGCUCAUGGAGGAUUUAGUUGAAUUUAAGAAUUGUAGCUUUAUAAAGCUUUGGGACUUGGUUGCACUAACACAGCACUUUGUCUUCACAAGGAUUACAGAAGUGCUUUACAACAGGAGAGAUUCUACUUAGGGGGCAAUCCAACUCAUUGGAGGCCAGCAGAGGGGGCUGCCGCAUCCAGCAUCUGUUCAGGAGGGGAGGGCACAGCUGAAGGAAACAAAACGCAUGUUUUCUUCCGACAUGCCUUUUCCCUGUGUAUCAGCUGUUGGGAUAGAGGGCCGUGGACUCAGGAUGCAGUGUAAAUCCCCUUACCCUCAGUUCCACCCUGACACCCCCUGGAAAGCCCCUUUUCCGGGCCUUCCACUGGCUGCAUUUGUGCUGGUCUCUGCUGAGCCGGCUGCACCCAGGUGGCAGUGGAGUUCCCUGGCUGUGUUGCAGCUGUGCUGCGACUGCGCUUGGAGAGGAGGGGAAGACUUCUGCUGGUAGAGCCAGAUAGCACCCACACCCUUCUCAGCCACAGCUAUGCCGUAUCCUGAAGCCCCUCAGGCCAGUGUAACUACCAGGAGAAUUACGCCCUGAAAGAUUAUCAUAUGUUUUGUUUUUAUUUCUUGGAAUCAAACAGUUUAUUCCUUCUAAUGCUAGACACCACCCACAGUUGAAACAAAUUUUAUGCAUUUAAUUUUACACAUGAUCCAGCUAAAUUUAAAAAUGUUUGAAUCAACAAUUUUCAUUGGGAAGUUAAGCACAUAGAAAUAUCUACCAACAGAAUCAGUGGCACUUAAAAGCAUUUAACUUUGGCUGGUUCAUGCCAUGUUGUUUCCUCCUCCCUUGGAAGUUUGCAUGAAAAUCUCACAUCUGUGAUACUGUAUAAAAAUCUUAAUUAGAUGGUUUUAAAAAAUCAAUUUAUUUUUUAAAAAUACAUAUUUGCUUCUUUUUAAAAUAGUUAGGUAUAAUCAAUUGGAUCCAGAAACUAAGGAGUCGAAUUCGAUUCAUGCAAUGGGGCUUCUCUGCCACCCCUUACAGUCCACCAAAGCUGCUCCUGAGGGUUGAGGGACUGUCUGGAAUGACAUGUGAUAGGGCACAAGAGCUGUAGUGGGGUGGGGAAAUAGGGAGAACUCUGUGGGGCUGACUUCAGUGGAAAUGCCUUGCCGCGUGCGCAGGGCAUCUCUGCAUCCAAGCCUUUGUAUGUUAGCAGCUGUAAAUAAUGCAAAAAUACUGAGCAUGACCCAAACAAAUUGCUUUAAGCGCCACUGGUUUCAAUUGGAGAGGCUUAAGCAGGUCUUUCACUCUCCUCUUGAAAUUAAUGAUAUUUAAAAGUGCUUCUUUGGGGGCACUUUGCUACUGCUUUUAGGUAAAUGAGGUCAUAGCCAUGCCAUACAUUUAAAGCACUAUUAUAGCACUUUUAACAGUCAUAAAGAAUAGUGAGAACUCUAGUUUGUUACGCAUACUGGGAGUUGUAGAUCUAUGAGGUGAGAACUCCUCAGCAACUACAAUUCCCAGGAUUCUCCAUGGCGAUUAAAGUGGUAUGAAACUGCUUUAACUGUAUGAUGUGGAUGUGAUCUGGAAAAAGCCCUUUCUGGCUCCUAAUUUAAUGCCACUAAUACUUGUGCUAGUUUUGCACAGUAAAGCAGACCUCAGGUUGUUAAGACAGUUUAAACGUUAUGUGCACUGCACACAGUACUUUUGACAUCUAAUUGCUAUGGAUUCAUUUCCUUGCACAUUCAUAGUAUUUCUCUUGACCUCUUUGGAUUCACUCACUUGCUUACAAAUGUAAAAAAGAAAUUGGAACAUUAAUAACAUAUUGUUUCUCUAAAGAGCAUUGUAUAGUUUUUGUUUAGAGCUGAUGUUUCAUACUGCUGUAGCCCAGUAAAUACUUCCACAGAUAUUUAAUUUUCUGGUUAUGCUCUCCGGCAUUUUGUUCCCUACAAAUAUGGCCAGCUACCAAAGUAGAAUUAAAGCAAUUUCAUUCCACUGAGUUUAACUGAAUUCUGGGAUGCUUAGUAUUCUGUCAUACUGUCAUGGUAACUUCAAAGUACAAGCCCCUACAUAUCUACUAAGAAGUCUACUCAACAGUAAGUCCUGUUAAGCUCAUUGAUACUUACUUCCAUGUAAGUGAGUGAAGGAUUGCAGCCUUAGUGAAUGUAAUGCCAGUGUUGCAAGGAAUAAUCACAGAAGGGCAAUCGUUCUGCAUAUAUCAUAUAAGAGCGGUUGCUCACCAGAAGUUUCUAUUCAAUCAAUACAUAUGCAAUCUACAACUAUUGUUGCAAAUCCAAACAUCUAAAGCAGCUGUGGUACAUUGUUACUCAAUGGGCAGAAAAAGCUCUGCUCUGCUGUUGUGUACACACAAACACAAUCUCAGGUCCUAACUGUGAAUGUUUCUUGGUGCUGUGCUUAAAUUCCUUAAUUUCCAGCAAAUGUGAUAUAUAGGCAAGAGAGAUGAUCUCUGUUUUAUCUAUGCUGAUUAUAAAUUAUUAUAACCAGCUUUUAAUUCACACCUACAAUUGCAGCAGUAAUUUAAUUGCCUGAGGCAUGAUCCUAUAUCAGGAAUGUUGUAUAGCCAGGUUGCAGUAAAGAAGUAUGGGUAGAGUACAUAAUUCUAAACAUUUUUACUCGGGAACUAAACCUUGUUCAGAGUAAUAGCAGUGCCAAAUGUGUUUAGAUUUUGGGUGUUAGUUGGGAAACGGUAAAAUAGCCACUCCUGUAUCUUACUAUAUUAGGAAAUCCCUCUCCUGUUUACUAUGUAAAUUGGAUUGUUGAAUGUGGUGUUCAUAGUGAAGCUGCCCAUGCUGUAAUCAACAGCAGUUUAGUAUGGUAGCUUGUAGAUCAAGCACGCAUCAAGCCUACAUUACACUACUGCUUUAACACAUCAUCAUCUUUAGAAGGAAACAUUUCUGCCAUGUUAGUUAGCAAAUCAGGAUUGUAGUAGGUUUGAUCAUCUGGAGGUGAAGGAAAAGAGGAAGAGAAGCUAGAGUUAGUAUCUUCUAUCCUUGUAUGGAAUAUGAAUUAUAAUCAGGUCUGUGGUCCUGAGCCAGUAGUCACAGGAACGAAAUGUGCAGUGCUGUGCUAUGGAUGCUAAUUGAGCUUGUCUGCAUGUAUGCCUUCUAGCCUACCAAGGGAUUUGCAAGCAUAUGUAUGGAUGCACAUGCACAUUGUCCUAGCUAGAUCAUGAUUAUACUGGUACGUUCAACAAUUCAAUGUUCUGAAAGUUUAGCACUAACCAAAACAAAUGUUUGUGGUGGGAAACUCAUAGGCACAAUGAGUUCAUUUGCUGUUUUAAAGUUUGAUCCCUAUUAAUACAGUAUUUCAGAAAAUAAUGAUAAUGCUACCUUCUAGGUAUUAUUCCCUCGCUGCUAGUAUGAGAUAGUUUUAAACAAUUUUGCUUGCAGCUGGAAGAAUAAAAUGGAACCAGUCAAGACAUUUUGUAUUUAGAAUUUUAAUACUGUACUGUGAAAAAUUUGGCUUGCAACAAAAUGGCUUAGUGAUUUUUAUAACAAUAAAAUUAAGCAUUUUUUAAAAA
Messenger RNA from Rhineura floridana, 5478 nucleotides. It is a transcript of the gene PDK1, whose product is annotated as pyruvate dehydrogenase kinase 1. Gene Ontology annotation, biological process: protein phosphorylation; regulation of glucose metabolic process. The transcript is spliced from 11 exons. Gene Ontology annotation, molecular function: pyruvate dehydrogenase (acetyl-transferring) kinase activity. NCBI's taxonomy places the organism in Eukaryota, Metazoa, Chordata, Lepidosauria, Squamata, Rhineuridae. The record is from RefSeq and is a predicted model, not a curated record. Gene Ontology annotation, cellular component: mitochondrion. The coding region runs from base 256 to 1488 and encodes 410 amino acids.